UUUUUUUUGGGAGCAAAACAAAACUUCCACAAACUGAGGGGGCAGAAAUACAACGCACUUUUCUUUCUCUCUAUUUUCUCUUUUCUCUCCCUCGUCUCCAAAAAUUUUCACUCUUUUUCUCUUCCCGCUGUCCUUUCCCUCCCUUCACUUUCUUCCUUUCUAAAAUCAGUAAAAAUAACUGAAAUCCAUGGACUCACAGUCACAACCCAAGUGUCAAAUACUACAAUUUUGCAGCAGCGGGAUGAUUUGAAGUUUGUUGGAUAAGGGCUAGUGCUUUUCCUAUCUCAUUUCUUUCCUUUUUGAAGAUUUUGUUUCCGAACCUUUAUUUUUAAAUGUGUGAAGAUUUUGGAUGAUUUGUUGGACUUUGGUGAGAUAGGACCCGGUAAUUUGCUGCUGGUCUUCUAGCUAUAUUUUCCAUAAGCAAGUGUAUCUGGCUGGAUUUUUGGGUUUCAAAUGACCAUGGAAUGCAACAAAGAGGAGGCCUUCAGAGCAAAGGAACUUGCAGAAAAGAAAAUGCAAAAUGGGGAUUAUGUAGCUGCGCGGCAGAUUGCAUUGAAGGCACGGCAACUCUAUCCUGAUCUGGAUAACAUAUCCCAACUUCUAAUGGUCUGUGAGGUUCACUGUUCUGCACAAAACAAAUUAAAUGGGUCAGAAAUGGAUUGGUAUGGAAUUCUCCAAAUAGAAAAGUUUUCAGAUGAGGCUGUUAUUAAGAAGCAAUUUAGAAAGCUUGCACUCUCACUUCAUCCAGACAAGAAUAAGUUUUCUGGUGCUGAGGCUGCUUUUAAGCUGAUUGGCGAAGCCAACAGGGUGCUUACAGACCCAAGCAAACGUCCAGCAUACGAUAUGAAGUGUAGAGGUACGUUUAAACCGGUUGCACCAAAGCCACCAUCUGAGCAGUCAAAUAAGAACGUGUUUGUCAAGAAACAAAAUGGGGCUGCAAACAAGUUUUCUAAUGCUCCUCAGACACAAUACACAAGCUCACAUGCUAAUCAACAGCCAACUCAGCAAACAUUCUGGACAGUUUGUCCCUCCUGUAAUGUAAGGUUCCAAUAUUUCAGAGAUUUGCUAAAGAAACUGUUACGUUGCCAAAGUUGUCACCAUCCUUUUAUUGCUCAUGAGUUUAUGCCAUCUGGAUCCACCUGGAAUCAGUUCUUGAAUGAGAAAAGAGUUCCAAAUCAGGGUCCCUCUAAAAUUUUGCCACAGAAUUACGCUGGAAAGCCUUCUGGUAUGAGUUUUCCACAUAGGUUUUCAGGAUCAGAUCCAACGCCUCAUGUAGGAAAGGCAGCUGAUGUUGGUGGGAAUAAACCCAAAGAAGCGAAGGUAGAAAAUGCUACUGGAAUUGGUAGGGUUACUAUUCAACAAAGGAAAGUUAAUGGCCAUGUGGAUGUGAAAGCUGAGAAUGGAGGUGUUCCAGUUUCAAUGCCUGAUGCUAUGAAACCCAAAGAAUCAGGAAAAUCAGAAACUGCUACUAAUAAGAGAUGUCGGAAUUCAGUGGAGGAAUCCAGCAAGAAUUUUGACAAAGGAAGCAUAGUUGGCAGUGAAGAAAAUGUGGUUAGGGAGGAAAAUGGAGGUGAUCUUUCUGCUCAGAAUUCUGGAUCCAGUGUUGGCCAUCAGUCUAGGAGAUCUUUGAGGCAGAAGCAACACAUAUCUUACAAGGAUGAUUCUGAUGAGGAUGAUUUUGUUGCCCCCACUCCGAAAAGAUCAAGGGGGAACAGCUCAUCUAACGUGAAUGAUGUGCAGACAAAAGCAGGAAUUGUGGAUGGCGGGGUACCAAAAGAAGAUGUUUCAGCUGGUUCUGCUGCUUCUGUUUUGAAUAGAAACAGUAAAGCGGUCAAAUGCAAAGCCAAUUCCAAUUUUGAUGAAAGGCAAUCAAACCAGAAAAGAGAAAGUGGAGGUUCUAAGGCUGAAGGAGAGGAAGCAUCCAUGCCUGAGAGGGCAGGUACCAAGUCAGAGAAUGAUGAUGAAAGAUUGAAAACUGACACAUCUGAGUUGGAUCUAAAGCCAAAAAUCUUUGUAUGUGCUGAUGCAGAUUUCAGCAAUUUCGAAAAAGAAAGGGCUGAAGUCUCUUUUGCUGUUAAUCAAGUAUGGGCCAUUUAUGAUUCACAUGAUGGUAUGCCGAGAUUUUAUGCCCGGAUCCGAAAGAUAUUGAAACCUGGUUUCAAGCUGCGAAUCACUUGGCUAGAAUCAAUAGUAGAUAGCGAAGCUGAGCAACAGUGGUGUGAUGAGGGUUUGCCUGUUGGUUGUGGGAGCUAUGAAUAUGGAGAGACUGAAGAAACCGUAGAUCGUUUGAUGUUCUCUCAUAAAAUGGAUUGCACGAGUGGUGGACUCAGAGGUACUUUUUGUAUAUAUCCUAAGAAGGGGGAAACUUGGGCCCUCUUUAAGGAUUGGGAUGCAAAAUGGAGUUUGGAACCAGAGAAACAUAGGCCUCCUUACCAAUUUGAAUUUGUGGAGGUCUUGACAGAUUUUACCAAGGACACUGGUAUUGGAGUUGCUUAUUUGGGCAAAGUGAAGGGAUUUGUUAGCAUCUUUCAGCAAGCUAACUGUGAUGAGGUUUUAUCAUUUUUCAUACAGCCAAGUGAGCUGUACAGAUUUUCUCACCGUGUACCCUCGGUUAGAAUGUCUGGCAAGGAAGGAGAAGGUGUCCCUGCAUGUUCUUUUGAAUGUGAUACUGCUGCUCUGCCUAGCAAUUUAGUUACCCUGGUUGAUACUGAGAAUAUUCUUAAGAAUACCGACACUGGUCCUGGAAAAGGAACCUCCACACUUGGAAGCUCUCCAAGUGAAUCAAUUGGGAGAUGCAAGGAUGAUAAUCAAGGUGAUGCAUGCCAACAAGAAGGAGACAGUAAUAAAGUUGCAAGCCGUGGUAAGCUAACUCAAUCUUCAAUUAAUACUUAUUUUCAGGCCAGAGAAAAGAUUUUAACGGAUAAGAAACAGGAGGAAGGUAAAUUUGUAGCAGUUUCGUUGACUCCUAGAAGAUCUCCAAGAGAUUUGAGCAAGAGAAUUAAUCAAGUAAGUAGAAGUCAGUCCACAAUAGAAGACAUUAACAAGCAUAUGGAAAUAAACAGAGAUUGUAAAGAUGGGCAUCCAGGUGUUUCCUUGGGUCAACUUGAUGAUAAACUACACUUACAUAGGAAUGAUGGAAUAUUCGCCGGUCCCAUGAAGGGUCGAAGUUCUUCGGGUUGUAAAGUUAUAGAAGUUGACGGAUAUGAUUUCAGGAAGGAAAAAUCUGAGGAUAAAUUUCGAUCGGGACAGAUAUGGGCAGUGCACAGUGAUAAGGAUGGGCUACCUAGGAAUUAUGUUCAAGUAAAAAAGAUCGAAACUGAAACUGGCUUUAGACUGCAUGUGGCAAUGCUCGAAACCUGCACGCUCCAGAAAGACAGGAGGCAGCCUGCUUCUUGUGGGACAUUUAGAGUUAAAAAUGGUAAUUCUAAAGUGCUUCUGAUCAAUGCGUUCUCUCAUAAAGUUAAAGCAAAGUCAACGGGGAGGAAUACCUAUGAAAUUUUCCCUAGAAAAGGUGAGAUCUGGGCAGUAUACAAGAGCUGGCAUUCCGAGGUGUCGUGUUCAGAUCAGGGCACAGGGGAAUGUGACAUUGUUGAAGUGAUAGAAGAUAAUAGCAGGAGUGUGAAAGUUGUAGUUUUGAUGCCUGGUAAAGGACAGGACACACUUUACAUGUCUCCAACUUCGAAAAGAUUAAAAAGCAGUAUUAUGGAUAUACCUCGGACGGAGUUUGCCAGAUUUUCUCAUCAGUGUUUAGCUCACAAGCAUGCAGAAGAGAAUGAUAGUCGCUUGAGAGGCUAUUGGCAGCUUGACCCUCCCUCUAUUCCUGGCAAUGUCAUAUUAGUAGAAUGACUGGCAGAAAUAGAAUCGUACUGACGAUAUUGUUUCCUGUUUCUUUUCCUUUUUUUCUUUUUUCUUUUUUCGCUUUUUCUUCAUGGCUGUAUCUAAUUUAGGAAUGCAACCUACCAGAUUGCUUCCUGUGAAAAGCGGAAUGAAGUUAGCAGAAGCUUGACUAGACAUCUUUGCUUCUUUAUGAUUUUCUUGCCUUUUCUUAAAUAUUAUACAUUUAUGUUUUUUU
Messenger RNA from Ricinus communis (castor bean), 4072 nucleotides. RefSeq lists its product as uncharacterized. NCBI's taxonomy places the organism in Eukaryota, Viridiplantae, Streptophyta, Magnoliopsida, Malpighiales, Euphorbiaceae. Bases 454 to 3846 code for a protein of 1130 amino acids. The record is from RefSeq and is a predicted model, not a curated record. The transcript is spliced from 3 exons.